CACUAUCAAAAUGCAGGUGUGCUUUGACAUGAAUUAUACCACGAAAUGUGAGUUUCUUGAGGAUAUCCACCAGUCAGAAGAGUCCAAGCUGAGUCCACUGUGCAGAGAGAUCACUGACAACAGGGUGAAAUCAAGGAAGGAAUUAGAUGGCCUUUACCAGAAAAUCACCGCUUAUAUCCUGCUGCGCUCUGCUAUGGGUUCGCCUACAGAUACCAACACUAUGAAAGAGGCUACAGCUGUCCUGCAGAACGUCUUCCCUCAGGCUGAACUGGGAAACUUUCGAGUGGCCUUAAAGAGAGACCAGGAGCAGCAGCUCAAUGAACUCACCAUGAUUGUUACUGGGAUCCGACUCUUCAACAAAGCCAACAAGAGGGGUGAAGAGGAGGUUGACAUCCAUGAACUAAUGCCUGCAGUUCUUCAAGAGGCUCAUCCAGUCACCAGUAAAAGCAUAGCAAAUGAGCUGUGUGUGACACAGACUUUGGUGUUCAAGUACACUGCUGUGCUGGAGAAGCUAACAAGCUCUGAUGUUCAGCUGGGACAUCCUGACAUGCCCGUUAUUCUCCUCAAACAGGCUUUGUACAAUGCCAGACAGCAUGAAGUUUUCCUAAAGAUGUUACUGGUAAGCUGGCAGUAACUUUAAACAAAAUGUUAAAAACAUGGUAUUUAC
Neolamprologus brichardi is the source of this 667-nucleotide messenger RNA. The record is from RefSeq and is a predicted model, not a curated record. NCBI's taxonomy places the organism in Eukaryota, Metazoa, Chordata, Actinopteri, Cichliformes, Cichlidae.